Neohortaea acidophila is the source of this 1099-nucleotide messenger RNA. RefSeq lists its product as uncharacterized. The transcript has 4 exons. The record is from RefSeq and is a predicted model, not a curated record. Bases 380 to 1045 code for a protein of 221 amino acids. Lineage: Eukaryota; Fungi; Ascomycota; Dothideomycetes; Mycosphaerellales; Teratosphaeriaceae.
AACCGCCAGGGCACCCCAGGCAGAUCGCUCCCGCUUCGCACCCGUCUCCGCCUUGGACGGCAGUCGUGGAUGUUCAGCGAACCUCGCCGUUCGCUUGUCCUUCGUGGCUGUCAUCCUCGACGCCGCCCUUGUGCUUCUCCGCAAGUUCAUUGGUGCCACACUGGUAUCGCCCUUGGCUUUCUUCUUCACCAGUUCACUGCCAGCAUUGAAACUGCCACUCACCACCUCGCCUGGAUUUAUAUAACAGCAGCGAAUGGCAACGUCGGUGUAAUGCAAGCUUUGCACUUCUUCCGUGCAAAGGACGACGGCAUUUUGCCAACUUCAACUGGGUCUCGAUAUCCAUGCUCCUGCCAGGCAAUCAGUUCGACCAUUGUAUUUGAUGUCCAGGGCCCCGGAUUCGCUGCUACAAACACGAUUUUAUGAGUUCGCAUGCAGGCAUGGCUGUGAUCUGUUGAUCAUCAGCGAUGAGACAUUGGCCGCCCACUACAUCACUGCACACGGAGAGAAUCUGGCAUGUUUCUUUGAGCACCUUGGCUGCCGUGAACGGUUUCCAAACACAAACACCAACACCGCCUUUGCCACCACCAAUUACGGAAGACAGCAACGGUACGACUACAACCAAGAGCCCGAGCUCUUCAAGUGGAAGUGCCCUGCAUGCGGCACUUACCAAAAACAGGGGCUGAUGCGUCUCCACUUCAUCGACUACCAUGGCCUACGGAAGAACAUGAAUCACGGCUAUGAAGAAUUCUUCGAAUACGUGUCGAGCUUCGAAUAUGCUGGUACAACCCUACCCAUCCAGCUCACCGCCCCCAUCCUCCCACAAUUGCCCACAUUCAUCAUCGUGGUCUUCCGCUGCAGCCAGUUAAGGCUCCCUUCAACUGCCGAGGCGGUCGCGCUUCCUCGUGGACUAUAUUCACAGUCGCUCAAAUACGCAGAGAAGCUCGCAAAUGUCAUGAACUGGACGCGGUACUGGAACUUCGAUACUGCCAGGGGGAAUAUUCAGCUCGUCGCAUCAUCAGUUAUACUCGCACGCUGCAGGCAAUGAUCGAAGCUGGUGGCGAGAAUCCGGCGAUUCUCACUGCUAUUGGAAAAGCUUGAC